Messenger RNA from Eurytemora carolleeae, 1339 nucleotides. Its product is annotated as carboxypeptidase B. Gene Ontology annotation, biological process: proteolysis. The transcript has 17 exons. The coding region runs from base 56 to 1306 and encodes 416 amino acids. Gene Ontology annotation, molecular function: zinc ion binding; metallocarboxypeptidase activity. The record is from RefSeq and is a predicted model, not a curated record. Lineage: Eukaryota; Metazoa; Arthropoda; Copepoda; Calanoida; Temoridae.
AUAAAAGGUCGAAUGGAAGAUUAAAGGUUAUUAGUGUAAAUUCUAAUCCAGCACUAUGAUGCUGGUCUUAUUCACUAUUCUUGCUGCAGCAAUUGGUGUACAGUGUAAAGAGUACAAUGGAGACCAAGUGUACAGACUUGAAGUCCAGACUCCCAAUCAGAUUGAAUAUCUGCAGAACCUAGAGAAUAAUGGAGCUGAUUUCUGGACUGAGAUUCGUCUUGGAACCGUGGAUGUGAGGGUUGAGAGCGAAGGCAAAGCUUUAUUGGAGGAGGAGUUUCAGCGGCUUGGAAUUCAGUUCUCUGUCAUGAUUAAGGAUUUGGCUGGGCUAGUUCAAGAGAGCAAGUCAUGGUUCAAAAAGGGAGACAAAACAAGGACUGGAGCCAAACAUGCUAUGGAUUGGACUUCUUACCAUCCUGUAGAGGACAUGCAUGAUUUCAUGGAUUAUCUAGCAGCUACAUAUGAUUAUGUAUCAGUAUCUUCCAUUGGGGAGUCAUAUGAAGGAAGAGAAAUGAGGGUUUUGAAUGUGUGCAAAGGAGGAUGUGGAAAUAAGCCAGCUAUGUGGAUUGAUGGUGGUAUCCAUGCAAGAGAGUGGGUUUCCCCUGCUACAGUUACCUACAUGAUGAAUGAGCUGAUUGAGAACGAUGCUGAACAUCCAGAUCUAACUGAGAACCUGGAUUGGUAUAUUCUUCCAUCCCACAACCCUGAUGGAUAUGCUUACAGCAUUGAUAACGAAAGAUUAUGGAGAAAGACCCGUGCUCCAAAUGGAAAUAGUUGUUUUGGAACUGAUGCCAACAGAAACUGGGGAUUUCACUGGAAUGAAGGAGGAUCAUCUAAUGAUCCAUGUGCAGAGACCUAUAUGGGAAAAUCUGCAUUUUCUGAGAUUGAAAACCAGAAUGUGAGAGAUUUUGUUUGGGAGAGAAAAGACAAUAUUAAAUUCUUCAACACUAUUCAUUCAUACAGCCAAUAUAUUCUUCUGCCUUGGGGUUGGGGAUACGAGCAACCUGAUAACUAUUCAGAACUAGAGAUGCUCGCUUUUGAAGCAGUUGCAGAGCUUACUGCUGUUCAUGGAACUAGAUACACUGUUGGAUGCAUCCCCUGUCUCCUAUAUGUUGCUAGUGGUGGAAGUUUAGAUUGGGCACUAGGAGAGGCUGGAAUACCUUACAGUUAUGGAAUGGAACUGAGAGAUACUGGAAACUAUGGAUUCCUUCUACCACCAAAUCAAAUUAUCCCAACAGGAGAAGAGACAUGGGCCUACCAUCUAACUGCUGCCAGAGCAAUCCUCAGAGAAUUUGGAAACAAAGUUUAAAUGUUACUUUACUUAAUAAACUUUAAUUGAAGA